CACGAGCUUCAUCAGAUCCCUCUCUUUUAUGACUCUGCAGAAGCAGACACAAUAAUCGACAUACAAAACAAUUGUCCCUUCACGGUAUGGGCAGCAGCCGUCCCUGGUGGAGGGCAACGACUCGAAUACGGUGGAACAUGGAAAAUCGAGACAAACACUAAAAACGGUCGUAUUUGGGGACGAACCAAUUGCAAUUUCAACACAUUAGGCAAGGGUCAAUGUCAAACGGGGGAUUGUAAUGGACUACUUGAAUGUCAAGCUUAUGGUACACCCCCAAACACUUUAGCCGAAUACGCCAUUAACCAAUUCAACAAUACUGAUUUCUUGGGCAUAUCUCUUGUUGAUGGUUUCAACAUCCCAAUGGAAUUUAGUCCUGUGUCCGCGGAUGAGUACUCUGCCAGGAUCACAUGCACCGCGGACAUAAUAGGACAGUGUCCGAAUGAAUUAAGGACUCCUGGAGGAUGCAACAAUCCUUGUACUGUUUUCAAGACGAACGAAUAUUGUUGCACGUCUGGAAGUUGUGGUCCGACCAAGUAUUCGAGGUUCUUUAAGGAUAAAUGUUCAACUUCUUACAGUUAUGCUUUGGAUAGUUCAACUAGUGCCUUCUUUUGUCCUAGUGGAACUAGCUAUAGAGUGGUAUUUUGUCCUUAAAU
Molecule: messenger RNA, 653 nt
Organism: Solanum verrucosum
Lineage: Eukaryota; Viridiplantae; Streptophyta; Magnoliopsida; Solanales; Solanaceae
Product: thaumatin-like protein
Exons: 1
Biological process (GO): defense response
Cellular component (GO): extracellular region
Source: RefSeq, a predicted model, not a curated record